Molecule: messenger RNA, 2164 nt
Organism: Scleropages formosus (Asian bonytongue)
Lineage: Eukaryota; Metazoa; Chordata; Actinopteri; Osteoglossiformes; Osteoglossidae
Gene: glra3
Product: glycine receptor, alpha 3
Exons: 9
Coding region: 263-1615 (450 amino acids)
Biological process (GO): monoatomic ion transmembrane transport
Cellular component (GO): plasma membrane
Molecular function (GO): glycine binding; transmitter-gated monoatomic ion channel activity; transmembrane signaling receptor activity
Source: RefSeq, a predicted model, not a curated record
AGAACGCGCUCGCAUUGUAACGCGCUCCUCGGCAGCUCCGCGCUCGGACUCGCUCCCCACUGUUCCAGGAGUGUCGGGUCCGGCUCGAACCAGAACCCUACGCUGAGGGGGACGCGAUGAAGACGCAGCGGUUCGGGGUUCGAGCGGAACGCCUCUGAGUGCGCGCGGGGGAGGGGGGCGGGGGAGCCGGAGCGCUGUCCGGAGUGCUGAACACAGCCGGUCCGGGGUUCGAGAGUGCGCUGCCGAGGACUGGGGGACCAGGAUGAUCGCGAGGAUGAGGAUGACUGGGGGAGGACUGAGUCCCGCCGCUCUUUGCGGACUCAUCACCUGGGAGAUGGCGCUGCUGCUGAGCCUGGUUGCAUCCAAGGACCUGGUGCCCAUGUCCCCCUCGGACUUCUUAGACAAGCUCAUGGGACGGACCUCAGGUUACGAUGCCAGGAUUAGACCCAAUUUCAAAGGUCCUCCAGUGAAUGUGUCCUGCAACAUCUUCAUCAACAGCUUCGGCUCCAUCGCGGAAACAACAAUGGACUACAGGGUGAACAUCUUCCUGCGGCAGCAGUGGAACGACCCGCGGCUGGCCUACAGCGAGUACCCCGACGACUCGCUGGACCUGGACCCCUCCAUGCUGGACUCCAUCUGGAAGCCAGACUUGUUCUUCGCCAACGAGAAAGGGGCCCACUUCCACGACGUGACCACUGACAACAAGCUGCUGAGAAUAUUCAAAAAUGGAAAUGUCCUUUAUUCUAUAAGGUUAACUCUAACACUCUCCUGCCCCAUGGAUCUCAAGAACUUCCCGAUGGACGUGCAGACGUGCAUCAUGCAGCUGGAGAGCUUCGGCUACACGAUGAACGACCUCAUCUUCGAGUGGCAGAAAAAUGGGCCGGUGCAGGUGGCCGAGGGCCUGACGUUACCCCAGUUCAUCCUGAAGGACGACAACGACCUGCGCUACUGCACCAAGCACUACAACACAGGGAAAUUCACUUGCAUUGAGGUGCGAUUCCACCUGGAGCGGCAGAUGGGCUACUACCUGAUCCAGAUGUACAUCCCUAGCCUGCUGAUCGUCAUCCUGUCCUGGGUGUCCUUCUGGAUCAAUAUGGAUGCCGCGCCCGCCCGGGUGGCCCUGGGCAUCACCACCGUGCUCACGAUGACCACGCAGAGCUCAGGGUCCCGGACCUCCCUACCAAAGGUGUCCUACGUGAAGGCCAUCGACAUCUGGAUGGCCGUGUGUUUGCUGUUUGUGUUCUCUGCUCUGCUCGAGUACGCAGCAGUGAACUUCGUCUCCAGGCAACAUAAGGAGUUGCUAAGAUUCCGUCGUAGGAGGAAGAAGAGCAAGGAGGGCGACGCCCGCGAAGGCCGCCAGAGCAUCAGCGCCAGCGCGGGGGCCCCCUGCAAUGCCGGGAAGGACGGGGCCAUCGCCGCCAACAACAGCGCCCCCCAGAACCCGGCCCCCCCGGCUGCGAAAAGCCACGAGGAGAUGAGGAAGAUCUUCAUCGACAGAGCCAAGAAGAUCGACACCGUAUCGCGGGCCUGCUUCCCCCUCGCCUUCCUCUUCUUUAACAUUUUCUACUGGGUCCUUUACAAGAUCCUCAGACACGAGGACGUCCACCAGCAGUGAGGUCGGCGGCCGCCGCCCCCCCCGAGACAGAGACAGGUCUCACGCCUGGAGGGGGGGGACUGCGCGCUCACUAUGCAAAGCCGAGCGGAGACGAGCGGGGCGGGAGCCGCGGCCGACCGACCGCACGCUCACAGGGCCCGCACCCACGGCUCGGAUGUGUCAGUGAUGUCUACUCUCGUGUCUUACAGCGUAACUGCCAAUAUUCCACACCAUGUUUUUUGAUACAGCACCCAAAACAGCACCGCUAUUGCAGCUCUGGAUGUCUUUGACAUUGUCCGGCAAUGUUACUAGUGUACCUGUAGUGUCCAGGAGGCCAAGACACUGUUAGCGGGACGGUAGCCAAUCCCUGAAAGGUUUCCUCUGCACCGCGUACCUGAUUGGUCUUUCAUGGGUCAUGUCACCCAUGUGAGCCAAUCCCCUGGAACCACUUUUUGACUCACAAGGAAGUGGGUUGGGCUUUUCGGCAAUGGGGAGCAACGUCCGCGUUCAUCGUUGUGUCUGAAAGCAAUUUGAGCACAUGGUUCUUCCAGCACCGCCGUCCUUGCGAUU